GAAAGGGCCAGACGAGGCCAGAGAGGAGAAAUUGUUAGGAAGAGAGUUGAGCUAAAGUGAGGAGAUGUUAUGAUACAAUAACUUUUCUACUACAAAUACCUGCCGAGCUGACGGACAGGAGUGGGCGCGCGCGAAGUGACCUGCUGCAGGCGGAGAUCGCACCGGACCUCGAGCUGCUAUUUCUAUAUAAAGCCCACGAUUCCACGGAUCUGUGUCAGAGCAUCUCCGGCUGGACUCUGGCUUCGGUUUCCUGCCUUUGAGCUCAAUCCUUUCGUUUUCUUUGGUCCAAGGGGAGCAGCAACCAACACAGAACAGUGCUGUGGUCUCGCCCCACUUUCUGUCAUUGGGGUCCGAGUUAUCAUCAUCGCUGCUGCUCAUGACAGCGUUGGAGUGAAAUACUUCUGCUAACUAUAUUUUCAGUCGAUUACCUUUUUGAGACGUUGAUUAGAUACGAGGUAGGGGUGUGUGCGGGAGCCGACUGAGGCCAAGGUGGUGUUUAUUUUUUUUUUAAAUUAACGUUAGAGGGGGUAGCGCAUUGGUGGCUAGCUUGCAAAAAAAUGGGUCUUUGGAUUUAACCAGCAACUGGAGAGCCAGUGGGAUAUGGGAUAGGUGAAUGCACCAGUUUUACGCACACCUGCAUAUGAUCCGCCUUGUGUGGUAGAAAGUUAAUUGAUGGUGAAUACGAUUUCACGUUGCUUUACAUUUGAAUAUGAGUUGGUGCCAAAGCAAUAGAAUAUCAAUGUUGGAUGCUGACAGUAACCAUACGGCUAAACAGGCAGGUAGCUAACGGUUUUGGGAGUAAAAAAAUGCAGGCGUAUUCAGACAGGUUUUAGUAAAUUUAGCUACCAUCUUAUAGAUCGAGUACUCAGCAGUCAUUGUUCCUCAAAUAAUUUAAGUGGUUUCAUGGUGUUAAGAAAAACAAUAGUAACAGACAUUUGUUGUGUAAAGGAAGGGUAGUGACAUGAGGACAAUAAUUGCGUUUCUUUGACUGCUUUCUGUUUCUGUUCUGCGUGUUCAGGGCCAGGGGCGUUACGGAGGGUACGGUGUUAUUUGGACCGGUGCACUUGAGGCUCGGGUUGCCUUGUCGAGUUGAACCUGUCGGAUGUAUUUUGAAGUAGCACAGGUUAUUUUGACUGACAAUUGCAGUGCUACUUGCGUCAAUGUAGACUGCAACAAACCCAUCUGUGGUGGCCAGUUAACGUAAGAUAAACAAUUGGGGUUGUCACUUGUCCUCCAAACUUCAGCAAGAACAUCCAAAGUAAAAGCAUGAUGUUGCUGAGCAUAGCCUGCACUGGAGUUUAUGGAUGGCAAAUAGCUGCUGCUAGCCUGUGUUAAUUCAGCUAACUAGUAGUUGUGUGUAACGUUACACACGGUCCGAUGCAUACGCAAUUGAUUGAUAGAUUCAGACAGAUACAAAUCCCUUCAAUAAACAAAUCUAGCAGGAUGAUGAAUUUGAUAGCUUUGUCAUUUUGAGCAUUUGCGUAACAACUAGCUAGCCAGAUAGCUAAUGCACGUAGCUAGCCAGCUUGCUAUCCACUGCUAGCAAUUCAUGUUAGUGUCGUCCAAGCUAGCUGUCAGACAUUCUUGGUCGAAUACUCCGGAGAUCGUUUCUGCACUUAACAAUUGACUAGCCUUUCGUACCAUUUGUACACUGCUAGACUGAAGCGAGUACGUGUAGAGACAAGUUAAACAUGGCCGCGAGGAUAGCGUAUGUCUCGGACUGAUGUGCCAAUUUACUCCGUGGAUGAGGUUGAGGCCUAGUUAACCUAUUCAUGACCGCAGCACUCCAGUAAUGUAAACAAACAGACGAGGGUGCAUCAGGGGUUAUUAGAUCAAGAGGAACACAGACUUCUCCGAUGAUAUUUAACAUAUUGUCUCAUCUGUAUCCUGUUGCAACUUGUGACUAUUUGGCAAUCCAUUUUACAUUGUGUUAUUCCCCGUAUUUCAUGUUCUGCACUGGGGAAAUGUAAUUGUUAUCGUCAAUGCGCGUGAAUAAAUAGGCUGCUCACAGAGAAUGCGGCAUUCUGAAAAGAUGAAAGCGUGAGCUGGUCUCAUGUUGACCGAUACGCCUGGGACUUCAUUUUAAUCAGAAAUCAACAUUUACAGAUAUAUCUGUACGCCACCGGAUAAAUCAUAAUAGCAGUACGUCUAUUGCAGUGAACGUUGUGCGUGAUGACCGCAAUCUGAAGAUACGCGUCAGAUGCAGGCACCAUUGAGCACUGUUGCUUUCUUGUUUCAUCGAUGGAGUUGCCAUCCACUAUACGAUCUUGGAUCACUGAUGGAUGUUUGAACACAUGGAUUUUUAUCUGACAUUGUAAAGGGACGUUUUCAAGGACUCUUUUUUUAAUUUACUCUCGUUUCUGGAAAAACACAAUAAAGGACCCUUUUCAACCAUGUAUUCAUCAGAAAGCCCUCAAUACCUCCGUCAAGGACUGAGCAUGUUUGUCUGGACCAACGUGGAACCCCGGUCAGUUCCUGUGUUUCCCUGGCAUUCAUUGGUCCCUUUCCUGGCACCAACCCAAUCAGAUGCCUCUACUCAGUCUGGUGAGGGCCAACAACUAAUCAAUCACCCCCAAGCUGCCAGUCUGAAAACAGAAUCUCAGGGGGGUGCAGUGCUGCUACAGGAGGCCAAUGAGGACCCCCCCACCCUGGAGAGAGGACCCACAACAAGGCCAACUCCCUCCACAGAUGACCUGGCCCCAGAGAGGGAGAGAGAGGCCGAAAGAGAGAGGCCAGACAGUGAGACUGAGAGUGAUGUGGAUGACCCGUUCUUCCCCAGUGUUCUUCCUGAGCCGCCCUUGUCUGUGACUCCUGUGAAGAGACGCACUCAGUCCCUCAGCGCCCUGCCCAAAGAUGGGGACAAGAUUAGCCCUAACAAGAGGGAGAAGGACCACAUCAGGCGGCCGAUGAACGCAUUCAUGAUCUUCAGUAAGCGUCAUCGAGCGCUGGUGCACCAGAGGCACCCCAACCAGGACAACCGCACGGUUAGCAAGAUCCUGGGCGAGUGGUGGUACGCCCUGGGGCCCAAAGAGAAGCAGAAGUAUCAUGACCUCGCCUUCCAGGUGAAGGAGGCCCACUUUAAGGCCCAUCCAGACUGGAAGUGGUGCAACAAAGACAGGAAGAAGUCUAGUUCUGAUGGCCGAGGGCUCCUGGGGCCGGGGGGCAAAGACAUUAGAGAAAGGAGCAUGUCUGAGACCACCGAGCCCCAUGGUGUGGAGCUGAAAGGGGUGGGGCCUGGCCUGCUGGGUGUGUCUGAGCGGAAUCCAGGGGAGGGGCAUGUAGGUCAGCUACCCCGCCCCCGAGCCUUCUCCCAGAGUGCCAUGCACAGCCUGGAGAGGAGUGAGAAGGGCAACACACAGGCCCUGGCCGAACUGUCACAGAUGUGUGGGGAUGGUGGUGGCCAGUUUUCGGGGCGUGGCCAGACCCUGUCCCGUUCUCAGAGGGGGGUCAGUGAGGACAUGACCAGUGAUGAGGAACGCAUGGUCAUCUGUGAAGAGGAGGGAGAUGAUGAUGUCAUUGAGGACCCGUACCCUGCCAGCUCCAUAGACCUGAAGUGUAAGGAGAGAGUGACGGACAGCGACAGUGACAACGCCUCUGGGAACGAGAGUGAUCGCAAGCGUGUCUUUGCUCCAGUGAUCUGCUCUUCCUCCUCCCAGCCCACCCCCCACGGACGCUCCGUCUCUCUCUCCUCCUACCCUUCCAAACGCUACGACGAGGAGAGAGGGGGGCUCUCAGACCACAGGAGGAAGAGAGGAAUAGAGGGAGGUGGUGAUGGAGGAGGAGUGGCAUCCCUCUCUCUUUCCCUGUCCUCCUCAGGCCACUCUGUCAUCUCCAGCCCCGGAGGCCCAUUUCCAUCUGCCCUUGCCCCCCUUGGCCUGUCUCCUGUCCUGGGCUUAGGGGCUGUCAGAGUGGCCUCUACAGUGGUGACCAACGUGGUUCGUCCGGUCGUGAGCACGCCAGUCCCCAUCGCUAGUAAACCCCGAGACGGAGCAGCUUCAUCCAUUCCUCACCCACCAGACAGGAGGUCCCUCCCAUCGCAGCAAGCGCAGCUUCUGAUUGGCUCCGGAGUAGGAAGCGGAGGGCCUGGGUACUACUCCUCACCCAAUCCCAUAGGUGCAGGGGCAGGUCCAGGGGGGCUAGUGACCAGCUUGGUGUUCCCGGGGCACAGCCAGCCCACUGUCCAGCUCAUCAGUCCCUCCCCCCAUCCGUCCUCCCACCACCAGCUGCCCCCCACCGCCCCCGUCUCUGUCCCCACACACAACCACACCAACGGCCCCCUGCCCCUCUCCCUGCUCCAGCCCCAGUUCCUCUCCUCGUCAUCUCUGGCAUCCCCCGGGGGCAAAGCCAUCACACAGGUCCAAUACAUCCUGCCCACCCUAUCAGCCAGCUCCAAUCCCAAGAGCCCCUCCCCUCAGCUGCACAACCUGCCAAACAGUUUCUUCAACCUGCCCACAGCUCCGCCCACCCACAUGUCCAUAGCCAAUGGGAAGCAGGUGGGGCCGGGCUCGCUGAUGGGAUACGCCUCCAGCCCAGCCGUGGGAGUGGUCAGCCCGGGAGCCAGAGUGCAAUCCCAGUCCCCAGUCCUACAGGGCAAGAUGCUGCUUCCCAUGGCAACAGUGAGGACGGCACCCGCCCCUGCCCAGCAGUUCCCCCUCGUGGCUCCACCUCUUCCUGUCCAGAAUGGAGCUCAAGCAGGAAGCAAGAUCUUCCAGAUCGCUCCCAUGCCUGUCGUCCAAUCCCUGCUCCAGCAAGGCGGGGCAGGGCAUCCUGGGAGCCCUUUUCCAGUUACCAUGGGAACGGCCACAGUGUUGCACCAAGGUUCUGCCCCAUCUCAGACUGUGCUGCUGCCGCCCCAACCAACCAGGAUCACCUAUGUCCAGUCCACGCCAGGAGUCCCCUCUGCUCUGCCUCUGGUCUCCACAACAACAGGCUCCUCCUCCCCGCAGCAGGCCCAGCUCACCCCUGGAUCUGCAUAUGUUCCGUCGCCCCUAACAACGCUGGGCUUUACAGCCAUAGCACCCCCUGGACAGAACCUAGUCCAACCCCUCAUCACAGGUCAGCCUCCCUUUCAGGCUCCAGUCCAGUCCCCUACCUGCCCCUCCCACCCCUCUGGUCCAGCCUCUGCUUCAGGGGGACAGAUAAUCACCGCCAUCUACCCCCCUACCAGCGUCACCAUUGCAACUGGGGUGGUCUCCAUGGCAACCGGGCCACCCAGCAUGGUGUAUACAGUCUCCAGCUCCUCCAGUUUGUCCACCCACAUCCUGCCCAAACACACAUUCGCCCCCGCCACCCCCACCACACACACUCACACACACACCCAGCUCCAGUCAGACAGACAAACAAACAGGCACGCGGGGGAGAGACCCACGGACAGAACGUCUCACUCUCAGUCAGAGAAAGCGGCAGACAGACAAGCGGAGACGCAGCCUGAGCUACAGGCGUACGGACAGACGGAGAGGCAAGCCCAGACCUUCAAUAAGAGCAGCAGCUUAGUGGGGCCCCCAAGUGGCUCCUCAUUGUCACUGCGGCCCUGCAGCCCCCCCCUGCCCUCUCACACUUCCACAGGCAGCGCACCAGGCACCCCCAAACUCCCCCAGCUCCCGGUGAGAACCCCUCAGAAAAUCAAAGCCACAGUUGCCAACAUCCCGGUGGGCAGCUACGAGGGAGGAGGCCGAGGAAAGGAGAGGGAGAAGAACCGAGAGAGGGAAAGGGAGAAAGAAAGAGAGAACACUGGGGCCAACAGUCGUUUUUCCUUUGAGCUGGAGCGUCCUGUGGAGGCGACGUCCCCCUCCCAACACACACACACUGCUGAGGAGCCCCCCUCUGACAGACCCCCUGAGGGACACGGCCCUGGGGACAACACUGACACACGCAGCACAGAGGCCAGCAACAAGGAGUCUGGGUGGAAGGACUCCGUCCCCUCCUCACCCCUGCCCCCUCCCUUGGGUACAGACCCUGCCCUGCCACCUCCCCAGAGCGACAAAGACGCCCCUCCUCCCAAAAAGGUGAAGGCCCGCCCCCCGCCACUCAAAAGGACCUUUGACUCUGUGGACAAGGUGUUGUCGGAGGUGUAUUUUGAGGAGCGUUUUGCUCAGCUACCAGAGUUCAGGCCAGAGGAAGUGCUGCCCUCCCCCACCCUGCAGAGCCUGGCCACCUCCCCCCGCGCCAUACUGGGCAGCUACCGCCGCAAGAGGAAGAACUCCACAGACCUGGACUCGUCAACAGAGGACCCCGUGUCUCCUAAGAGGAAGAGCAGAAGGCGCUCCAGCUGCAGCUCGGAGCCCAGCACACCCAAGAGCGCCGCCAAGUGUGAGGGAGAUGUCUUCACCUUCGACCGACCAGCCCCCCCGUCUGUGUGUCCCCCUCCAGGGACAGGUGCUGACGGAGAGGACAUCCUGGGGGAGCUGGAGUUUGACAAGGUGCCCUACUCCUCUCUGAGACGCACCCUGGACCAGAGACGAGCCCUCGUCAUGCAGCUCUUCCAGGAGCAUGGCUUCUUCCCAUCAGCCCAGGCCACGGCAGCCUUCCAGGCACGCUACUCAGACAUCUUCCCCACCAAGGUGUGUCUGCAGCUGAAGAUCAGGGAGGUCCGACAGAAGAUCAUGCAGACUGCCGUCCCCUCUGAGACCAACGAGGCCUCCUCGCUCCCCGGACCGUCUGGCACCCAAUCAGGGGAAGGGACAGGAGGGGCAGAGCCAUUGGGAGAGGAGGCGGAUCGAGAGAGGGAGGGUAGUCCAGAGGAGCCGAGGGAUUUGCAGGAGUCAUCUAGAUGAAGGAUGCCGACAGGCUGGAUUGACCAACCAGCGAUGGACCAGUUCCCCAAAUCCCGCCUCUUAAUUUUGUUGAAGCUACACCCCUCUGUCUCUGUGUGUAUCUGGACCUGUCUCUCUCUCUUUCUCCAGAGAGCCAGGUCAGAAAGACCAAGAGGAUGUGUGUUUGCAAAAUGUGUCAGAUGGAAUUGUUUAAAAUGUAAAAGGGGAUUUAAAAAAAAAAAGUAUAAUUCCCCCUCUCCAAAAAAUUACAUUUAAAAUGCCAGUGACACACACACACACACACACACACACAGCUGAUGAACCCCAAACUCCAAUACUCACACUUGAAUUAGCACUUUGUUAGUAAUAUUAUCCCUGUAAGCUUCCAUUGAUGCCAGUGGACUAUACAAUAACAACUCUCCAGCUGUUACCCAUUGCCUUGGAGCAGGGCCCAUCUUUCAGACUGAAUAGCAUAUCACUUAGUGGGACUGCUUGAGGUAAUUUAUCUCACUCUAACAGGACUGACUUUGUUGUUUUUAAAAAUGGAGGGCUUGGGACGCAAGAUCAGUUAAUUGGCUGCUGAAGAGGGUCUGGCUCAAGUCUCCCAUUGGCUCAUUUGUUUCUGCUGGACAUUAGGGGGCUGGGUCCCCACUGGCUUGAGAUGAUGCCAUUGGAUGGAGAGCCCGCACUACCCUGGUGAGGGAUCAGAAGGAUCCUUGUUUUGUUCAAUUUUUCUCUACUUUAAUCCAUAAAAGCAUAACUUCAGGAGAGAGUUUAGGACCUCGCCCUCACUUCCCAUGAUUGGCUACAGAAGAUGCCAGUAAAGCGUGCACCAAGCGUUCCUGCUUGUCUGAUUCGCUCGCCAUGAGGGAAGGAGGCGGGGAGAAGGAGUCAAUGGGCACAUCAUGGCUUUACAUUUCUCACUGUCACUUCAACCAUGUUUUAUAUAUUUGUAAACUUUAGUUGGGAACCCAGAGCACGUCAGGCUGACAUUCCUAUUACUUUUAAUGCCAAGCAGUUUUAUUAUCUAACUUUCUUUUUUAAAGACAUCAAACUUGUCUUUUUUUAUCAAACACAUGUAACUUUGCAGUUCAUUAUGUUAUUAUUGUAUUACUGUUACUAAUAUUACUCCUCUCAUUGUUAGAGUGGACCUCAUCCUUGCUAUGGGCUGGUAUCAAUGCCAUUAUUCUCUCGCAACCUGUUUUCUUAUUUGAGAGGAAAUGGGAUGGGACGUGUGAGAGAUGGUCCUCACCUGUGUGAGAGAUGGUCCUCACCUGUGUGAGAGAUGGUCCUCACCUGUGUGAGAGAUGGUCCUCACCUGUGCCUCUUUCCCUCUCUUUGUCUUCCCUUUCAACACCCUCACUUCGCCCCAGCAAGGACCUGGGGUGACAAAUAUUUUUAUUCAUUUCAAUGAGGGAUAACAAAGAGAAGAGGGUUGACAUUUGUAUUCAUUUAAGUGUAAUAAGUAUGUUUUUGGACAACCCUGUAUACCGCUCUCUCGCACUCCUCUGCUAGUAAGUUUGAUUCUAUAGCCUCCUCCCUCCCUUACUGUUCUCUCCAGGCUAUUUUUGGGGUGGGCGGAGAUAAGCCUGGAGGAGGCAGGGCAGUAUAAAGAGUGGUAGGGUAUAAAAUUGGUUGUCUUUGUGCAAGACCUGGUUGUUGUACAUAUUAUUUACUGUAGUCAGGAGACUCGCUAUAAUAUUAAGGAACAAUGUGUAACUGACUUGUAUUGACUUUUAAAAGAUGUCAUUACACAAGGUCAAACUCCAAAAAUUGACAAAUUAAUAUUAAUGUUUUACUCCUUGUUUUACUGAUACAUACUGUAUCAGUAAAACAAGGAGUAAAACAUUAAUAUUAAUUUGUCAAUUUUUUGGAGUUUAAUUUAAGAUAAACUUAAAUUAUUCAUAAAUGUACAUCUAUCUUUCAGUAUACAAAUAAAUGUUCAAGUAAACAUAUUUUUCACUAGUUUAUAAUGUACACACAGCUGAACCACCAGUUUUUGAUUAGUUAUUAUUGUCCAUCUACACUGAACAAAAAUAUAAAUGCAACAUGUAAAGUGUUGGUCCCAUGUUUCAUGAGCUGAAAUAAAAUAUCCCAGAAAUGUUC
This is a messenger RNA of Salvelinus namaycush (lake trout), 8858 nucleotides long. RefSeq names its product protein capicua homolog. Gene Ontology annotation, molecular function: RNA polymerase II transcription regulatory region sequence-specific DNA binding; DNA-binding transcription factor activity, RNA polymerase II-specific. The transcript has 20 exons. The coding region runs from base 2394 to 6773 and encodes 1459 amino acids. The record is from RefSeq and is a predicted model, not a curated record. Lineage: Eukaryota; Metazoa; Chordata; Actinopteri; Salmoniformes; Salmonidae. Gene Ontology annotation, biological process: regulation of transcription by RNA polymerase II. Gene Ontology annotation, cellular component: nucleus.